AGAGGAGGAGAAGCAGGGAGAGGCUCGGGGGGAGCUUCAGGAGGAGCAUCAGGAAACCAUCAGAGAGUCCCUUUACAGACAACUCUUGAUAGAUUGUGUCCGUACAAAGGAUGGAUGCUGUACUUCACAGAAGGCUUCAUCAAGAGCUCACCUAGUGUGGAAAAGAUCAAAGUGUUUGAGAAAUAUUUCACUUCCAGGAUUCAGCUGUAUGACAAGGAUGAGAUUGAGCGUCAGGGAAGUGUUCUGGUGGAUUAUGCAGACCUGACUGGAGACAAAAUGGUGCGUCAAGCGAUCCCUGAUUUGACCACAGAGCUGAAGGAACAGCCAGAGGUGAUGCUCAACUGUUUGGGAGUGGCAGUUCAUCAGGUGUUGACUUUAGAUUUAGUGAAACAGGCUGCUGAGCUGCAAGGGGAAGAACUUCCUGACGCUACCCCAAUCAUCAACAUCCCUCACAUCAGUGCAAGGCUGUUUAACUAUGAACCACUGACUCCUUUGAGGAUGUUGCGAGCAAGCGUGUUUGGACGGCUGGUGUGUGUAAGGGGAACAGUGGUCAGAGUGAGCAACAUCAGACCUCUGUGUACCAGGAUGGCCUUCAGGUGCCUGGGCUGCUCAAACACACUGUCUCUGCCGCUGCAGCAUGGGAAAUAUGCUACACCUACCAAGUGUAUCCAGUCUGAGUGUCGCAGUCGUUCCUUCGUCCCCUGCAGGAGUUCGCCUCUCACUCACACUGUAGACUGGCAGAUUAUCAAGGUGCAGGAGCUAAUGGGGGGUGAGCAAAGGGAGACUGGACGGAUCCCACGCACUGUGGAGUGUCACCUGAACUCCGACCUCUGUGACAGCUGCGUUCCUGGAGACACAGUUACAGUGACCGGGAUAGUCCGAGUUACCAACGAUGGUACUACUCGGGGGAACAAGGAUCAGUGUAUGUUCCUCCUCUACCUUGAAGCCACGUCAGUCAGCAAUUCUAAAGGUCAGCAGACCAAGUCAGGUCAGAGGUCAGAAGGGUCACAAGAGGAUUGUUCGGGAAGGGAGGAGUUCAGUCUGAAGGAGCUGUAUGCCAUCCAGGAGAUCCAGUCACAGCCUGGCCUGCUGAGACUCAUAGUACAAUCGUUGUGUCCUGCUAUUUAUGGCCACCUGCUUGUAAAAGCCGCUCUUGCCUUGGUGUUGUUUGGAGGCCGACAGAAGCACAUAGACAAGAACAGCGUCCCAGUUAGAGGAGACCCACACCUCCUGAUGGUGGGAGACCCUGGACUGGGAAAGAGUCAGAUGUUACAGGCCGUGUGUAAUGUGGCUCCCAGAGGAAUCUAUGUGUGUGGCAACAGCACAAGCACCACAGGACUAACAGUGACUUUGUCCCGAGACGCUGGAACAGGAGAUUAUGCUCUCGAGGCUGGAGCCUUAGUGCUCGCUGACCAAGGUCUGUGCUGCAUUGAUGAGUUUGAUAAGUUGGGCAACCAGCAGCAGGCUCUGCUUGAAGCCAUGGAGCAGCAGUCUGUGAGCCUCGCUAAGGCUGGAAUAGUUUCCUCUCUGCCUGCCAGAACAUCAGUUGUAGCUGCUGCAAACCCCAUCGGAGGACAUUACAACAGAGGCAAGACUGUUUCUGAAAAUCUGAAGAUGGGUUCAGCUCUUCUCUCUCGAUUUGACGUUGUCUUCCUCCUCCUGGACAUCCCAGAUGAGUCACAUGAUCGCCGCUUGUCUGAGCACGUCAUGGCAAACAGGGCAGGAAAAGGCCGAAUGAGCAGCGCCAUAGUUACCAGAAUUAACAGUGAAUUAGAGACUUCUGUCUUAUUUGAGCACUCUGAUAUGCCGCUGUCUGAACGUUUGCAGAUCCCUGCAGGUGAAAGUGUGGAUCCCAUUCCAGCAUGUUUGCUGAGGAAGUAUAUUAGCUACGCUCGACAGUACGUCCAUCCCACAGUGUGUCCUGAGGCUGCACAGGUACUACAGGACUUCUACCUGUCACUGAGAUCUCAGGCUCACUCUGCUGAUGCCACACCCAUCACCACACGACAGCUCGAGUCGUUAGUAAGACUGACUGAGGCGAGAGCGAGGCUGGACCUCAGAGAGACUGCAACAAAGAGUGACGCUGAGGAUGUGGUGGAGAUCAUGAAACACAGUCUGGUUGAUACAUACUCAGAUGGUCUCGGCAAUCUGGACUUCGAACGUUCUCAGCUCGGGUCGGGAAUGAGUCAGCGCAGCGCUGGAAAACGAUUGGUCAACGCUCUGCAUUUACAUGCACAGAAAACCAAUCAGAAGCAGUUCGACCUUCAGACGCUUCGAUCAGUGGCCAACAGACUGAACAUCAAGGUGAUGGAUUUUGAAGGUCUGGUGAGUUCCCUGAAUGAACAGGGUUUCCUGCUGAAGAAAGGAGCCAAGCUUUACCAACUGCAGACCGUUUGAUUACUGAUUACUGCAACAGACUCAAAGAACAGACUCAAAAUCCCCCAGACUGCUGAGUGACUUUAUGAACUGUCUGUGACAACCAUAACCACUGACACAGACUGGACAGAUGGGUUCAUUGAGAGCAAACACAGUUUACUGAAGGAGAAGUUCCUGCAUAAAAGACUCCAGUACAAACUCACACACAAUUUUUAUUUAAAAAAGUGUCAUCUGGCUCAGUGAUAACACACAGAACUUCAGCAUGAACCUGAUACAUCCCUACUGUCCAGGGUUACAUGUAUGCUUUUGUGUUCUAUAAAAUAUAUUAAAAUUAUAUAUUUUUUUGAUGUUUUAAAAUGUCACUGUUAUUUUUCUGUAAAUAAAAUUGAAUAUUUUUGCUUGUG
Labrus bergylta (ballan wrasse) is the source of this 2780-nucleotide messenger RNA. The record is from RefSeq and is a predicted model, not a curated record. NCBI's taxonomy places the organism in Eukaryota, Metazoa, Chordata, Actinopteri, Labriformes, Labridae.